AUGUCUCUCUAUCUAGUAUUACACGUUUCUGAAGAUUCAAAAGGGGCUGCAAAGCCUCUGAAUAAUCACCGCGGAAAGCGCGUCCAUCAAAGAGAUUACUCUUUUCCGUUCAAAUAUUUGAAAACAAAAACAGAAACAGGCGAUGAGGAAGCGUAUGACGAAAUCCUCAAGACAAAUUCCGAGAUUCAACUUGCAUUGGGAACACUCGGGAAGCCUCCAAGCCAAAUACGCCCCAAGGCCCUCAAGCCUCUCACUGCGGAUUUCCAAUCUGCAUCGCCUCACAAGAGGGUGGCAGUCCUGGCUGUCUUUUAUCAACUGUUCAUGUGCCGGGACCAUCGGCUCAAUCCGCAUGUUUACAAAGAGUUUUGGAACCUUCGGCAGUAUCUCACAGAGCGCGAGGACUUCUUGUUCAGCAAACCUCACCAUCUCGCCGUCGCAAUGACUACCCGGUCCAACCUGGACGAGUCUGUACGAGUGGCCAAGGCCGGGCUCGGAUGGGUCGUCGGCAAGGAACGGAGCGGGUUCGUCGGCAAGGACCGCACUUAG
Messenger RNA from Puccinia triticina, 546 nucleotides. RefSeq lists its product as uncharacterized. Lineage: Eukaryota; Fungi; Basidiomycota; Pucciniomycetes; Pucciniales; Pucciniaceae. The transcript is spliced from 4 exons. The record is from RefSeq and is a predicted model, not a curated record. The coding region runs from base 1 to 546 and encodes 181 amino acids.